Molecule: messenger RNA, 957 nt
Organism: Armigeres subalbatus
Lineage: Eukaryota; Metazoa; Arthropoda; Insecta; Diptera; Culicidae
Gene: aph-1
Product: gamma-secretase subunit Aph-1
Exons: 2
Coding region: 131-850 (239 amino acids)
Biological process (GO): protein processing; positive regulation of catalytic activity; Notch receptor processing
Cellular component (GO): membrane; gamma-secretase complex; endoplasmic reticulum
Molecular function (GO): protein-macromolecule adaptor activity
Source: RefSeq, a predicted model, not a curated record
UGUCUUUUUGUUUUCGAUUUUUCUCUUAUUCCUUGUUUUCAAAACAGUCAUCUUUGCAGAGAAAAAAGUGGAAUUUUUCCUUAGUUUUGUUUCUAACAAAAGUGCAAUUGAAUAUAAAUAGAUCACAGCCAUGACCGUGGUAGAAUUCUUUGGUUGUUCAUUCUUGGCGUUCGGGCCACCGUUGGCCAUGUUCUCCCUUACGAUCGCUCACGACCCCAUCCGGAUCAUUAUACUGAUAGCAGCUUCCUUCUUUUGGCUGGUCUCGCUGCUGUUCUCUUCGACCGUCUGGUUCGCCGUAUAUCCUCUACGGGAUAAGAUCGUCUUUGGACUAAUAUGUUCCGUGUUUAUUCAGGAAGGAUUCCGUUAUCUGAUGUACAAGCUUCUGCGAAAAACCGAACGAGGUCUACAGGAAGUGACCGAAAUAGUGCGCAUCUCCGAUUAUAAACACAUCCUGUCGUACGUCUGUGGCAUGGGAUUCGGUAUCAUUAGCGGUGCCUUUUCCCUGGUAAACAUUCUGGCCGAUUCGGUGGGUCCGGCCACGGUGGGGCUGAAAACCGGAUCGAACAUCUUCAUCGUGAUCAGUGCGGCUCAGUCGCUGUGCAUGAUUCUGCUGCAUACGUUUUGGAGUGUGAUAUUUUUCAAUGCUUGUGAUCUGAAAAACUACUAUCACAUGGGGUAUGUCGUGCUGAGCCACUUGUUUGUAUCCUGCAUAACGUUACUCAAUAGUCAGGACUUGUUUGCCGUUUCGCUGACGGCAUCCUACAUCGUGAUGCUGGUUACAUGCGUAAUUGCUUUCCGAGUGGUGGGUGGAAAUUUGACUUCUUUUAAGAAAUUUAUUACUUGUAAGUAGAAUCAGUAAAAAUAUCUCAAACUAUCGACUCAUAUUUCCAAUAACUACUUAUUUUUAUACUAAUGCGAAACAUGUUAUUAAAAAUGUAAUACACCAACGAUCUCAAA